Molecule: messenger RNA, 1294 nt
Organism: Doryrhamphus excisus (bluestripe pipefish)
Lineage: Eukaryota; Metazoa; Chordata; Actinopteri; Syngnathiformes; Syngnathidae
Gene: etfb
Product: electron transfer flavoprotein subunit beta
Biological process (GO): amino acid catabolic process; fatty acid beta-oxidation using acyl-CoA dehydrogenase
Cellular component (GO): mitochondrion
Molecular function (GO): electron transfer activity
Source: RefSeq, a predicted model, not a curated record
UGCGAUACUUUAUGUUGAUUGUAUUUACGAAAGACGCGCCAUAGAAUCAGCCAAUCAGCGAUGAGAAUGCUGAGCCUUUUUGUAAUUGGUCCAAUCAGUAGGCAGUGACUGGCUUCUGUUCCCGGUGUUCCUCUAAAAUAAGUCCUACUCCGCCUCCCCGGGUGAAGGUUCAUUGCGGUGACUGGGUUACCUUGUCCGCAACUUUCCACCUUUUCGCUCAACAUGUCUGGUCGGGUUCUCGUUGGAGUCAAGCGUGUCAUUGACUACGCUGUUAAGAUCCGUGUGAAGCCAGACAACACUGGCGUGGUGACCGAUGGCGUCAAGCACUCCAUGAACCCAUUCUGCGAGAUCGCUGUGGAGGAGGCAGUCAAGCUGAAGGAGAAGAAGCUCAUCAAAGAGGUGGUGGCUGUGAGCUGUGGUCCGCAGCAGGCGCAGGAGACCAUCCGCACCGCCCUGGCCAUGGGAGCUGACCGCGGCAUCCAUGUGGAAGUGUCUGGAAAGGACUAUGACAACCUGGGACCCCUGCAAGUGUCCAAGAUCCUGGCUGCUUUGGCAAAGAAGGAGGAGGCUCAGCUUGUGAUCCUUGGCAAACAGGCCAUAGACGACGACUGCAACCAGACAGGACAAAUGACUGCUGCCUUACUGGACUGGCCUCAGGGCACCUUUGCCUCGGAGGUCCUGCUGGAAGGCGACAAGAUGAAAGUGGUGCGAGAGAUCGAUGGCGGCCUGGAGACCAUCAAGAUCAACACACCCGCAGUGGUGACGGCGGACCUCAGGCUCAACACGCCACGAUAUGCCACCCUGCCUAAUAUCAUGAAAGCUAAGAAGAAGAAAAUAGCCAACGUGAAACCAGCCGACCUGGGCGUGGACCUGACUCCGCGACUGGAGGUGCUGAGAGUGGACGAGCCCCCGCAGAGGCAGGCCGGGAUCAAAGUGGAGACCGUGGAUGAUCUGGUGGGCAAACUGAAGGAGACGGGCAGGAUAUAAAAAGCAGGAGAGCAUCAAAACUACACAAAGCGACGGGAGAGGACGAGGACUGAGAAACACUGUCCUGCUGCACAGCAACAACAACAAUAAAGGUCUUUUUUCAUGAUUGCAGCUAGCGGGUAUGUAUCAUAACCUGGUAAUCCACCAAUUCUUCUAGGGGCUCGUAGCUGCUGAUGCGUGGAUAUGAUGUAAAUGUACAAACUAAGGUGGCCAUGAUGGGGCUGGUAGUUUUCUCUGUAUGCAAAAGAAAAUAUUAACCACAAGCGCCUCCUUUCUGUCUACAUAUAAAUAAAGCCAUCAUGACUCA